Molecule: messenger RNA, 2050 nt
Organism: Erpetoichthys calabaricus (reedfish)
Lineage: Eukaryota; Metazoa; Chordata; Cladistia; Polypteriformes; Polypteridae
Product: interleukin-18 receptor 1-like
Exons: 11
Coding region: 125-1798 (557 amino acids)
Biological process (GO): signal transduction
Molecular function (GO): interleukin-1 receptor activity
Source: RefSeq, a predicted model, not a curated record
GCGCGUGUCCGAGUAAUCAGGAUUAAAGAGACGGCGAGACUCGCCGAGGAGUAAACUUACAUACCGCGCGCCGGGAAGCAGUUGGAACCGAGAUCAGAGUCUUGUUUAUAACGGGAAGCUGAAAAUGACUUUGAAGGACGGUUUGCUGCUGCUGCUGAUGCUCUUCUUAAGCAGAAGCCAUCGAGGAGACACUUCAGACUGUCACAAAUCUUCUGUGAAUGCACUGGAAGGAGAAUCCGCUGUACUCAGAUGCCAACCAGAGAAUUUUCCGUUUUUAAAUGACACAAAUUUUGAAAGUUAUGGGCUUACAGUCACCUGGAGAUUUGACCCGUCGAGGGGGAAGGAACACCAAUUCACUAAUUUGUCCAACGUAAAGAAGAAGGGUUUAUACCUACUGAUUGCUAACGUAGCAUUAGAAGAUUCCGGAGGCUCCUAUAAUUGCACUAUACACAAUGGCACCGAUAUUGUUGGAGUGAAAAGUUUUCUCCUGAAUGUUUACAAAGGAAAAUGCUUUAACGAAAGCUCUGUAUAUCGGGUCAAUACAAAUACUGGGAUAUACCAAAAAUUGUCCUGCCCAGAUCUCUGCGAGUUUCCAUGGACCUCUCCAGACAUAUCAUGGCAAAAGGACUGUAAGGACAGCUUGGUUUCCUCAGGUGCCGAUAUCGAAUUCAAAAAGGUUACAAAAGCAGAUGCUGGCAAUUAUAUAUGCAGAUAUUCAUUUGAAUAUGAAGGAGUCCGAUAUAAUAUCUCUCGAACCAGGCAGCUACGUGUAGAAGACGCACCUGAAGAGAUGAUUCCAGACAUUAUUGAGCCAGAUGUGGACAAGAAGCGGGUAUACGUGGAAGUCGGUAAAGGAGUGACCAUCGACUGCAUUGUUGUUGCAUACACAAACCAAGAUGUGGAGUUUUCUGACAUUUACUGGAGUGAAGAAAAUAAAAGCGAGGCUAUAAAAUGUAACCAAACAAUCUGCUUUAAAAAACAUCAUGAAAAACUUCGUCACAACUAUCAUAUUACAGUAAAACUGAAUUUGACAAAAGUUGAAAAAGAAGACAUUGGAAAAACUUACAUUUGUUACCUGAAUUCGAAGGACGGAAGCAAAAAUGUUUCAGUUAUUCUGGUGGAAAAAAUUAAUUCUACAGAUAUUACCCAGAACUUCUUCAUAAUGGGUGUUAGUUUGGCCGUCAUUUUUAUCACAUUGCCAGUCACUCUCAUCAUCAUUUGUGUUGUGCUCAGAGUUGAGAUUGUGCUCAUUUACAGAAAAGUCACCGGCAAGGAUGAAACAGUCGGAGAUGGAAAGGACUAUGACGCCUAUGUCACCUGGUGCAAAUCCAGUACUACGCCAUCAUACCAUGCAGAAGAAGGGAAGUUCAUACUGGAGACGAUGCCUUCUGUACUGGAGAAACAUUUUAAUUACCGACUCUGUAUUUAUGAACGUGAUGUUCUCCCUGGGGGUGCAUUUGUGGACAAUACUUUGGAAUACAUUGGCAAAAGCAGAAGAAUGAUUUUGAUCCUAAGUGGCGAAAAUGUGGUCGACGAGAGUCAUUACGAAUUGGUCACCGGGCUGCACUCCGACUUGGUUGAGAAGAAGAUUCAGGUGAUACUGAUCGAGUACAAGCCUCUGAACGAUCUAAAGUCUCUACCAGAGUCCCUCCGACUUCUUGUGAAGGAAAGGGGCACCGUUAAGUGGAAAAAUAGUCAAGCCGACAACUACAACUCUCGUUUCUGGAAGAAGAUGCGAUACUACAUGCCGGCGAAAAAAAUGGCGUCGCCUCAUACUGAUGAAAUGAAUUUGCUGUAAAAUCUCUUUACAUAUCCAACACAAAGUGCCUGAAAUUGUUGUAAUAAAGAUAAAUUUCAGGGAACAUUAGAGAAGAUGAAAAGUUAAGUGAUUUAUUUGUGCCCUGCCCUUACCCUGGACUCUGGAGUUCGUAGAUUGAGAAGAUAUCAUGAACUCAACAUGGAGUUACGCUACAAGCCAAGUAAACUGCUAUUUUUGUAACUUUGUAGCUCUCAUUUGGCCUCCUAAAACUUGAAAUAAUGUAUCAUUAAA